Messenger RNA from Monodelphis domestica (gray short-tailed opossum), 3079 nucleotides. It is a transcript of the gene GSDME, whose product is annotated as gasdermin E. Gene Ontology annotation, biological process: programmed cell death. Lineage: Eukaryota; Metazoa; Chordata; Mammalia; Didelphimorphia; Didelphidae. The record is from RefSeq and is a predicted model, not a curated record. Gene Ontology annotation, cellular component: cytoplasm.
GUGGGGCCCAGAUAAAAACCUGUGGCUCUCGGCUUCCCCUUUCCUCUCCAGUCCGUCCCCCACCAGGAGGAAGGAUCCCAGAGCCGUGAGCCUAGGCGGGGAAGGCGGUCCGGGGACUCCAGGAGGCAUCCCCUCCGGCUCCUCCUGGACGCUGCACCUUUGUUCCUCUGGGGCUCUUCCCCGGAAGGGCUCGGGAUCCCCGGGAAGCGGCUCGGACGCUCCCCACUCCUCCGCCUCUGAGGAACUCCGGAUCCGCAGCUGCCCAGCUGAGAACUGGAGAAGACUGCCCACCGAAAGGUCCGAGGUCUGGGGCUGGAAGGGACCUAUCCAAGCUCCCCCACUCAUUUUCUAGAGGAAGAAACUGAGAAGCAACCUAAGGCUACACAGCAAGUGAGUCUUCAGGAUGUUCGCCAAGGCCACCAGGAAUUUUCUCAGGGACACUGACCCAGGAGGGGACUUGAUCCCAGUGUCAAGCCUGAAUGACUCAGACAAGUCACAGCUUCUGAGUCUGGUGGUGAAGAAAAAGAAGUUUUGGUGUUGGCAGAGACCCAAGUACCAGUUUUUAUCAGCCACCAUCAAUGACAUCCUGACCGAAGAUCAGUUUCUGAACCCAGUUGUGCUUGAGUCCGACUUUGUCAAGUAUGAGGGGAAGUUUGAAGACAUGGUGAAGGGCACCAUUGAGACCGCCUUGGGGAGGAUCACCCUGAAUGCUGGAGGAACCGGCCUGGUAGAAAGCCAGUCUUCCUUUGGGACGCUGCAGAAGCAGGAAGUGGACCUACAUCAACUCCUCCGGGAGUCUGUGGAUAGGAUGAUAAAUCUGAAAAGUCCUUUGCUGCAGCAAGUGCUGGAGAGGAAGAAUGAGGUCCUGUGCAUCUUGACACAAAAGAUCGUGACAACUCAGAAGUGUGUGAUCUCUGAGCACAUCCAGAUAGAAGAGAAAUGUGGGGGCAUGGUGGGCCUCAAGACCAAGAGGGUGAAGGUUUCCGUGAGUGAAGAUGGGAAUGUGACGAGAGAUUCCAAUGUGGUCCUGGAGAUCCCGGCACCCACCACCAUCGCCUACGGGGUCCUGGAGCUCUACGUCAAGCAGGACGGCCAGUUUGAAUUCUGCUUGCUGCGUGAGAAACAAGGUGGUUUUGAGCAAGAGAGCCCGGAUGGCCCCAUUGACCUGGAUACUGGAGAGCUCAUCUUUCCCUUCAUGGCAGACUGUGUGGACGGGAAUUCAAAAGCUGGAGAGCUCAUGCCUACUGAGGGACCAUUAAGCUCCUUAAAACACGGGAUGCUGCUCAUGGAGAGGAAUUUCCGUCCCUUUGUGGAGCUGUCAGGGCAACACCAAGCAGCACUGUGGGAAAUCCUCUGGGAAAUCCUGGUCGAGGAUGAAUUGCUUAUGGCCCUGGGCACCGUGCUCGAUGACGUCUUCACCGGCGGCAGCCCGCGGCUGACGGCGCUCCCGGAGCUGAGCCGGGGCCAGCGGCGGCGGCUCGCCACCUUCCUGGGGCUGGCCGGCCUCCAAGUGCGGGAGGACCUGCUGGUGGCGAGGGAGGCGCGCGGCGCUCUGGACCUGCCGUCCGCCGUCCACUUCUUCAUCAGUGCCCUGGCAGAGAUGCCAGACAAAGCCCCAGCUCUGAUGGGCAGCUGCUGCAAGUUACACAUGGUACCAGCCUUGUGCCACUUGCCUCAAGCGACAUCCCCCGAUGGCUUCUUGGCCCUGGGAGACCCGAGCCUGGCUGUGCUGGAGGACGCCCAGAGAUUCGAGAUCGUGCGGGAACUGUUUGCGCUCUCCAACAUCAGCCUGGAGCGCGCCGGCUCAGCGGUGAAAGCCGUCAUCAUGGAGAAGCCGCAGUACCUUCCACUCCUUCUCUACAUCAUCCUGAAUGGACUCUGUGCUUUAGAAAGAAGAGACGAGUGACACCGUCCGAGAAGGUCCAGGGACCGUAGAUGGCGGCCCACAGAGAGCCCUGUUUUCAGAAAAGAGAACGCUGACUGCCUAAGACUGGGGAGCGGGAGGGCUUCCUUUUUGGGUUAAAUGCUGCCUAGCUUUUGUUUUUAAACCCUUCCCUUCCAUCCUAGAAUCAUACUGUGCAUUGGUUCCAAGGCAGAAGAAUGGUCAGGGCCAGACCAGGGGGGUUAGGUGACUUGCCCAGGGUCACCCAGCUAGGAAAUGUUUGAAGCCACAUUUGAACCAUCUCUAGGUCUGGCUCUCAAUCUGAGCCCCCUCACUGCCUCCCCUAACAUUUUAAAUGUUAGAAUCACAGAAAUUCAGCCACUAAAAAAUCUGUGGCAGAGCAUCAUCUCUGCCCUGAGAUGCCUCUGGGCAUCACAUUCAGGGUGCUUGGUCCAGCACAGAGGGGGAGCAAGACUGAGAAUUCCAAGACUAUAAUCAGGUCUCUGCUGCAGCAAUCCCGGCCCUUUGAUAAGGCUGCCAGCUUGGCCACCUUAAAGGGGAGGCUGAGGAGGCUUUGGGUUCAAGUACGUUUUGAGUAAGUGCUUUGGGAGGGACACGGGGUCUCUCUGGGGGGACAGACCAGGGGCCGUGCCAGGCCUGUACAGAACAACCUCCCCCACAAGCCCCAUCUUCCUCUGCUGCUCAUUUACUGUUGAUCUUAAUGCUGCAAUGCCUGGGAGACCACUUGGGCCAAACGUCCCGUUUACAGCAGCUCUCCUCUUCCCCUGGGCCCAGAUGCUUAAUUUAUAGUGUGGGACCUCAGAGGAGAGGCUGAACUCUGCCCAUUCCUGUGCCUCUCAUGAGUGGUCCCUGACGGCAGAGGCUGCUGUUCUGGUCCCUCUGGGGACUCCCUGCCUCCAAGGCACCAGGAAGAUGGAAGACCCGUUCUUCCUUUCUCUGUGUCCCUGAGCGGGGCUGCCUUGCUCCCUGGCCAUUCCCGACGGGCAGGUGGGCACAGAACCUUGUUAGAGUGGAGCUGAGGCUGUGUCAAGCGGCAGCCGCGAGGCGGGUCUCAUCUGACCCCGAGUGCCCAGGCUCUGGUCUAGCGAUGAAGAAAUGCUUCCACCGAACAAACGAAUGGCCCCAUUUCUGUGAUUAUGUAGGAACAGAUUAAAAAAUGCUCGUAGCCUCUCGCAA